Oncorhynchus gorbuscha (pink salmon) is the source of this 4338-nucleotide messenger RNA. Its product is annotated as collagen alpha-3(VI) chain-like. NCBI's taxonomy places the organism in Eukaryota, Metazoa, Chordata, Actinopteri, Salmoniformes, Salmonidae. The record is from RefSeq and is a predicted model, not a curated record.
ACCCCAGUUAUGCUCUUUCCGUGUCUGAAUUUACUGACCUCCCCAACGUCCAACAGCAGCUUCUUUCUGCUAUGGGCACUGUCAUUGUACAGGUCACAACCAUGACACCAACAGUAAAACCAACAAUCCUAGUUGAGAGUCAGGCUCCCAGGAGGGAUGUCGUGUUCUUGCUGGAUGGAUCUGAUGGCACGAGGAGUGGAUUCCCAGCAAUGCGGGACUUUGUUCAAAGAGUAGUGGAGACACUCGGUGUGGAUGAGAACAAAGAUCGCGUGGCUGUGGUCCAGUACAGUAGAGAUCCAGCCGCCCAAUUCUAUCUGAACACAUACACAACAAAAGGAGAGAUUCUCAACACUGUAAGAGGUCUGAGACACAAAGGUGGGAGACCUCUCAACACUGGAGCAGCUCUCCAGUAUGUGAGAGACAAUGUCUUGACUGCCUCCUCCGGAAGUCGACGCACUGAAGGUGUUCCACAGUUACUGAUUCUGCUGAGUGGUGGAAGGUCCUUUGACAAUGUUGACACUCCAGCUUCUGCUCUGAAGGAGCUUGGGGUCUUGAUCUUUGGAAUUGGAACAAGGAGCUCUGAUAGCAGAGAAUUGCAGAGGAUAUCACAUGAUCCCAGUUACGCUCUGUCUGUCUCUGACUUCACUGACCUUCCAAACAUCCAGCAGCAACUUCUGUCCUCGGUGGAGUCAGUUGUUAUUGACGUUACGCCAGAAUCGACAACAGAUUUAGUUGAUCAUGACACCUCCAGAAAGGAUGUGGUAUUCCUUGUGGAUGGUUCUGAUGGCACAAGGAAUGGAUUCCCAGCAAUGCGUGAUUUUGUUCAGCGAGUAGUGGGGAAACUCAAUGUGGGAGGAGACAAAGACCGCGUUUCUGUUGUCCAGUACGGUAGAGAUCAAGAAGUUCAUUUCUAUCUGAACACAUACACCACAAAGGAGGACAUUCUUAACACUGUGAGAAGUCUGAGGCACAGAGGAGGUAGACCCCUUAACACUGGGGCAGCCCUCCAAUACGUAAGGGACAACGUCCUUACUGCCUCCUCUGGAAGCAGAAGCCAAGAGGGCGUCCCUCAGAUGCUGAUACUGCUGAGUGGGGGAAGGUCCAGUGAUAAUGUUGACAUACCAGCUUCUGCCCUGAAAGACAGUGGGGUCUUGAUCUUUGGCAUUGGAACCAGAAAUUCCAGCAGAGAGGUUCAAGGGAUUGCCACUGAUCCUAGUUUUUCCCAGUCUGUUUCUGAAUUCACUGACCUCCCCAGCAUCCAGGAGCAGUUUUUCUCCACACUCAUAACUGUACAAGUUGAGGCCACACCCAAAACCCCAACAGUCAUAGUGGACCAAAGCAUUGCCAGAAAGGAUGUAGUAUUCCUGCUGGAUGGUUCUGAUGGCACUAGGAAUGGCUUUCCAGCAAUGCGUGACUUUGUUCAAAGAGUGGUAGAGAAACUCACUGUGGAGGAGAACAGAGAUCGAGUCUCUGUGGUCCAGUAUAGCAAAGAAUCAGAGGCCCACUUCUAUUUGAACACUUACACAACAAAGGAAGACGUUGUGGACACCGUAAGAGGCCUGAGGCACAAAGGAGGGAGACCCCUCAACACUGGGGCAGCUCUCCAGUAUGUCAGGGACAAUGUCUUUAUUGCCUCCUCCGGAAGUAGGCGCCUUGAAGGUGUUCCACAGAUUCUGAUACUGCUGAAUGGUGGAAGGUCCUUUGACAAUGUAGAUACACCAGCGUCUGCUCUCAAGGAGCUUGGUGUCUUGGUGUUUGGAAUUGGAACAAGGAGCUCUGAUAGCAGAGAAUUACAAAAAUAUCCUAUGACCCCAGUUAUGCUCUUUCCGUGUCUGAAUUUACUGACCUCCCCAACGUCCAACAGCAGCUUCUUUCUGCUAUGGGCACUGUCAUUGUACAGGAUUUCAGUAUUUGAUAGCUUUGACAUUUUAGUUGAGAGUCAGGCUCCCAGGAGGGAUGUCGUGUUCUUGCUGGAUGGAUCUGAUGGCACGAGGAGUGGAUUCCCAGCAAUGCGGGACUUUGUUCAAAGAGUAGUGGAGACACUCGGUGUGGAUGAGAACAAAGAUCGCGUGGCUGUGGUCCAGUACAGUAGAGAUCCAGCCGCCCAAUUCUAUCUGAACACAUACACAACAAAAGGAGAGAUUCUCAACACUGUAAGAGGUCUGAGACACAAAGGUGGGAGACCUCUCAACACUGGAGCAGCUCUCCAGUAUGUGAGAGACAAUGUCUUGACUGCCUCCUCCGGAAGUCGACGCACUGAAGGUGUUCCACAGUUACUGAUUCUGCUGAGUGGUGGAAGGUCCUUUGACAAUGUUGACACUCCAGCUUCUGCUCUGAAGGAGCUUGGGGUCUUGAUCUUUGGAAUUGGAACAAGGAGCUCUGAUAGCAGAGAAUUGCAGAGGAUAUCACAUGAUCCCAGUUACGCUCUGUCUGUCUCUGACUUCACUGACCUUCCAAACAUCCAGCAGCAACUUCUGUCCUCGGUGGAGUCAGUUGUUAUUGACGUUACGCCAGAAUCGACAACAGAUUUAGUUGAUCAUGACACCUCCAGAAAGGAUGUGGUAUUCCUUGUGGAUGGUUCUGAUGGCACAAGGAAUGGAUUCCCAGCAAUGCGUGAUUUUGUUCAGCGAGUAGUGGGGAAACUCAAUGUGGGAGGAGACAAAGACCGCGUUUCUGUUGUCCAGUACGGUAGAGAUCAAGAAGUUCAUUUCUAUCUGAACACAUACACCACAAAGGAGGACAUUCUUAACACUGUGAGAAGUCUGAGGCACAGAGGAGGUAGACCCCUUAACACUGGGGCAGCCCUCCAAUACGUAAGGGACAACGUCCUUACUGCCUCCUCUGGAAGCAGAAGCCAAGAGGGCGUCCCUCAGAUGCUGAUACUGCUGAGUGGGGGAAGGUCCAGUGAUAAUGUUGACAUACCAGCUUCUGCCCUGAAAGACAGUGGGGUCUUGAUCUUUGGCAUUGGAACCAGAAAUUCCAGCAGAGAGGUUCAAGGGAUUGCCACUGAUCCUAGUUUUUCCCAGUCUGUUUCUGAAUUCACUGACCUCCCCAGCAUCCAGGAGCAGUUUUUCUCCACACUCAUAACUGUACAAGUUGAGGCCACACCCAAAACCCCAACAGUCAUAGUGGACCAAAGCAUUGCCAGAAAGGAUGUAGUAUUCCUGCUGGAUGGUUCUGAUGGCACUAGGAAUGGCUUUCCAGCAAUGCGUGACUUUGUUCAAAGAGUGGUAGAGAAACUCACUGUGGAGGAGAACAGAGAUCGAGUCUCUGUGGUCCAGUAUAGCAAAGAAUCAGAGGCCCACUUCUAUUUGAACACUUACACAACAAAGGAAGACGUUGUGGACACCGUAAGAGGCCUGAGGCACAAAGGAGGGAGACCCCUCAACACUGGGGCAGCUCUCCAGUAUGUCAGGGACAAUGUCUUUAUUGCCUCCUCCGGAAGUAGGCGCCUUGAAGGUGUUCCACAGAUUCUGAUACUGCUGAAUGGUGGAAGGUCCUUUGACAAUGUAGAUACACCAGCGUCUGCUCUCAAGGAGCUUGGUGUCUUGGUGUUUGGAAUUGGAACAAGGAGCUCUGAUAGCAGAGAAUUACAAAUAUCCUAUGACCCCAGUUAUGCUCUUUCCGUGUCUGAAUUUACUGACCUCCCCAACGUCCAACAGCAGCUUCUUUCUGCUAUGGGCACUGUCAUUGUACAGGUCACAACCAUGACACCAACAGUAAAACCAACAAUCCUAGUUGAGAGUCAGGCUCCCAGGAGGGAUGUCGUGUUCUUGCUGGAUGGAUCUGAUGGCACGAGGAGUGGAUUCCCAGCAAUGCGGGACUUUGUUCAAAGAGUAGUGGAGACACUCGGUGUGGAUGAGAACAAAGAUCGCGUGGCUGUGGUCCAGUACAGUAGAGAUCCAGCCGCCCAAUUCUAUCUGAACACAUACACAACAAAAGGAGAGAUUCUCAACACUGUAAGAGGUCUGAGACACAAAGGUGGGAGACCUCUCAACACUGGAGCAGCUCUCCAGUAUGUGAGAGACAAUGUCUUGACUGCCUCCUCCGGAAGUCGACGCACUGAAGGUGUUCCACAGUUACUGAUUCUGCUGAGUGGUGGAAGGUCCUUUGACAAUGUUGACACUCCAGCUUCUGCUCUGAAGGAGCUUGGGGUCUUGAUCUUUGGAAUUGGAACAAGGAGCUCUGAUAGCAGAGAAUUGCAGAGGAUAUCACAUGAUCCCAGUUACGCUCUGUCUGUCUCUGACUUCACUGACCUUCCAAACAUCCAGCAGCAACUUCUGUCCUCGGUGGAGUCAGUUGUUAUUGACGUUACGCCAGAAUCGACAACAGAUUUAG